Messenger RNA from Helianthus annuus (common sunflower), 1034 nucleotides. RefSeq names its product vacuolar protein sorting-associated protein 28 homolog 2. Gene Ontology annotation, cellular component: ESCRT I complex. Bases 169 to 795 code for a protein of 208 amino acids. NCBI's taxonomy places the organism in Eukaryota, Viridiplantae, Streptophyta, Magnoliopsida, Asterales, Asteraceae. The transcript is spliced from 2 exons. Gene Ontology annotation, biological process: protein transport to vacuole involved in ubiquitin-dependent protein catabolic process via the multivesicular body sorting pathway. The record is from RefSeq and is a predicted model, not a curated record. Gene Ontology annotation, molecular function: protein-containing complex binding.
AUAUUCAUUUAGAUAUUCUUCCAAUAAAUCUGUAAAAAUCCUAGUUCGAGAGAGAAUUUGGAGGACGACAUCACAAUAUUACUUUCUGUGUCAUAUCGGAAAGACCAACUGAGUUUUCAGGGGAAGUGUGUUGUUUAUCCUCUACGUUGACUAAAACACAUCUAACCGAUGGAAGUCAAACUAUGGAAUGACAAACGUGAGAGGGAGAUGUACGAUAAUUUUGCUGAGCUGUAUGCCAUCAUCAAGGCUACAGAAAAGCUCGAAAAAGCGUAUGUUCGAGAUAUUAUUCCAUCAGCUGAUUAUGAACUCGAGUGUCAGAAACUCAUAGCACAUUUUAAGACUUUAUCAUCAACACUAAAAGAUGUUGUCCCCAGUAUCGAAAGGUUUCAUGAUACUUACAAAAUGGACUGCCCGGCGGCAAUGAACCGCCUGAUAAUCUCUGGUGUGCCUGCUACAGUGGAGCACAGGGCAGCUGCCGCAGCCUCUGGGGUGAACUCUGCGGCGAUUGUGGCGGAAUGCGUGCAAAAUUUCAUUACUGCAAUGGAUUCUUUGAAGCUGAACAUGACUGCAGUUGAUCAAGUUUUCCCUUUGCUUUCUGAUCUGUCAGGUUCGCUAAACAAACUGUCGAUUUUACCUCCGGAUUUUGAAGGAAAGACUAAGAUGAAGGAGUGGAUUGGACGGUUAGCGAAGAUGGGGGCUGCGGAUGAGUUGACCGAGCAGCAGGCUAGGCAGCUUCAUUUUGACCUGGAAUCGUCUUAUAACUCAUUUAUGGCUGCAUUACCGACAAGUGCAUGAUUCUGGCAUGUAAUCUUUAAGAAGAAGAAAAAUGAUCACAGUUUUUAAACCUCAACCGAUUUCACUUGAGUCUGUGUUUGAAAUAUUGUUUUGUUGCCUGUGAAGUCUUGAUUGAUAUAGGGGGGAUGUUUGGGCUUUUCUUUUUGUAAAUUGUUAAGUUUAUGGGUAUAGUUGUGAUUGCAUUUGUAUAAGCGGCAUAUAUGAUAAAUUUACAUUAACAAUAAAACCCAAAUUAGUUA